Messenger RNA from Vespa mandarinia (Asian giant hornet), 541 nucleotides. RefSeq lists its product as uncharacterized. The record is from RefSeq and is a predicted model, not a curated record. NCBI's taxonomy places the organism in Eukaryota, Metazoa, Arthropoda, Insecta, Hymenoptera, Vespidae.
UUUUUAUGUAAAUAAAAUGUUUCCAUUGAUUUGUUUAAAAAAAAAAAAAAGAAAGAAAGAAAAAAGGGAAAAAAAAGAAAAAAAAACUGACCUCUUUUGUUAUGUAUACAAAUAAGUAACAUAUUUAAAUGCAAUAUUAUACAUGAUCAAUGUAACAAACCAUUAUCAUUUCGGAAUAAGUAUGCUUUAUAUGUCGGCUUUUAACUUGGAUAAAUUAAUACAUUCGCUUAUGCAAAGCUUGGGUUAUGGGAAGUCAGAAAAAAGACAUUUCUUAACCUAUAUGGAUAAGACAUAUAAGAUACAAAAUGAGAAACUAGAUAUUUGUGAGAAAAUGAAAGAUGUAUAUCAAAGUAAUCUUGAUUUUUCAAAUCCUUAUGACAUAGAACAUUUUAUGGAAAAGCACACAAAUAUUUUCGACAAAUCUGUUUAUUCAAGAAACAUUCCAGUUCUUGCACCUCAUUUGAAAAAUAUUAAUACAAAAAUUAUUCAAAAAAUUAAUAAAAUAAAAAUACAAAAUAAUGAACUAUCUACAACAAAAUAA